This is a messenger RNA of Adineta steineri, 1097 nucleotides long. NCBI's taxonomy places the organism in Eukaryota, Metazoa, Rotifera, Eurotatoria, Adinetida, Adinetidae. The record is from the annotation of a GenBank genome assembly.
AUGCAUUCACUUGUCGAUGUUAAUGAACGAUUUGUUCACUUACUAUUUGAUCCUUUUUAUAUUCAAAAUCUUAAUAUUACACUUAUGACUAUCAAGUCAUUUUAUCAACGUACAUUUUCCUUACAUGAACAAGUUCUUUCAAAUAUUUGUGAAAACAUUUUACCAAAUAUUCAUGAUCAAGUUAAAAAGCUUACUAUUGAACAAAAUUCAAUAGAACGUAUACUUACUUAUAAUUAUGCUCAACUUUAUUCAUUAUCACUUGUUAAUUUUAAAGAAGAAAUACUCUAUCAAUAUCUAAGAGAUCAUUCAGCUCUUCGUAAUCUUCUUACACAUCAAAUCACACAUCUAAAUGUUGAUAUUCAGAGUGAAGUACCAAAAUUAUUGUCUAAAACUUCAUCAUAUAUAUUAAUAAUAAUUUUGUUUCGAUGUCAACGAUUAAUCAGUUUGAAUUUUUGUCAAGUAUUUUCGUAUCGAAAUUCAUUCCUUUCGAUUUAUAAAUUACCAGAAACAAGUUGUUCUUAUUCAACUUUAAUGGAAUUAAAAAUAAAUGUUGCAACUAUUAAUGAUUGUCUUUGUCUUCUUGACGGACGUUUCGAUUCCUUAUCAAAACUAACUAUUAAUAUGAAAAAAGUCGGAUAUGAACUUGAAAAAAAAAACAACGAGAUAAAACUUCCCAAGUUGAAAUACUUCUCAUUAACUUCAUUUAGUUUUAUACAUCACUUUGAUGAAUAUAUUAUUCCAUUACUUCAUCGAAUGAUAAAUCUUGAAGAAUUAAUAUUAUUUCUAACAGUAAUAAGGACUGAUUCAACUUUUAUUGAUGGUAUUGAAUUAUAUGAUCAAGUACUUGUACACAUGUCACAACUAAACAAAUUUAUUUUCAGUAUAAAUACUAGUGUUUUUAUUGAAAACAAUGAAAUGGAUGUACCAUUAAGUGAAGAUAUUCAAAAUAGUUUCAUUGGAAGAGAAUAUGGACAAAUUGGUUCAUAUGUACAUUUUGAACCAAGAAAGCCAAAAAAUAGAAUCAUCGAUUUUGAAGAAGCAAAAGCUAUAGUCAAAUCUCAUAUCUAUUCACUUCCAUAUCAAUUCAAAAGUUUUCU